Andrographis paniculata is the source of this 3417-nucleotide messenger RNA. RefSeq names its product transportin MOS14. The transcript has 27 exons. Bases 179 to 3082 code for a protein of 967 amino acids. Gene Ontology annotation, cellular component: nuclear membrane; cytoplasm. NCBI's taxonomy places the organism in Eukaryota, Viridiplantae, Streptophyta, Magnoliopsida, Lamiales, Acanthaceae. The record is from RefSeq and is a predicted model, not a curated record. Gene Ontology annotation, molecular function: small GTPase binding. Gene Ontology annotation, biological process: protein import into nucleus.
GUAUACGUAUACAUACACAUUUCAAUUUCCAUCGAUUUGAAUUUUCCUUCGCAGUAGAAAAACGCGUAGAUAUAUAUAUACUACUUACCAUUAGAUAGUGUUUUUUUCUCCUUUCAAUCUUGCCCAUUGCGUCGUCGUUUGAUUUGGGAAACGGCAGCGACGGAAGGAAGGAAGGAAGAUGGAGCUGCAUCAUCUGCAUCUGCAGUCCACUGUGAAGGAAGCCCUAAACGCGCUCUAUCAUCACCCUGACGACUCCGUUCGGAUGGACGCCGAUCGCUGGCUUCAAAAUUUCCAGCGCACAAUCGACGCUUGGCAGGUUGCAGACAGUUUGCUUCAUGACACAUCCAGCAAUAUAGAAACCUUGAUAUUCUGUUCCCAAACCCUCAGAAGCAAGGUGCAGCGUGAUUUUGAAGAACUUCCUUCGGAAGCUUUUUAUUCAUUACGACUUUCUUUAAAUACCUUACUGAAAUCAUUUCACAAGGGACCUCCUAAAGUUAGAACUCAGAUUAGUCUUGCAGUGGCUGCAUUAGCUGCCCAUGUGCCUGCAGAAGACUGGGGAGAUGGUGGGAUUGUAAAGUGGAUAAGUGAUGAGAUGAAUUCACACCCUGAAUGCUUACCAAGUUUUCUGGAACUUCUUAGAGUCUUGCCUGAGGAAGUGUUCAACUACAAGAUAGCUGCUCGCCCUGAUAGACGUCGAAAUUUUGAAAAUGAACUUGUUUCACAGAUGAAAAUUGCUCUUGAUCUCUUAACUGCAUGCUUGAGUAUUAAUGAGCUUGCAGAGCAGGUUCUUGAAGCUUUUGCUUCUUGGCUGCGGCUAAGGCAUAGGAUACCACCUAAAGAUCUCGCUUCACAUCCAUUAGUGCACACUGCUAUCUCAAGCAUGGAUAGUGAUGUACUCUCUGAAGCAUCAGUUAAUGUUAUUUCUGAGUUAAUACACUAUACAACAGUCGGAAGUAUUGAUGAAGUUGAAUCUCAAAUGCCCUUAAUUCAAUUUAUUGUCCCGCAAGUUAUGAAUCUUAAAGAACAUUUAAGAGAUCCUUCCAAGGAUGAGGAAGAUUUAAAGGCCAUUGCCCGCUUAUUUGCUGACAUGGGGGAUGCCUAUGUUGAGUUGAUUGCAACGGGUUCCAACGAAUCGAUGGUGAUUGCUCAAGCAUUACUAGAAGUUGCUUCCCAUCCCCAAUUUGAUAUUGCUUCAAUGACCUUUAACUUCUGGCAUAGCCUCCAAUUAAUAUUAGUUGAAAGUAAUUAUCACGUACAAUAUGGAGGUGAAGCAUCUGCUGAAUCUGAGAGAGCCCGUAGAUUGCAGAUUUUCCGACCGUCAUAUGAAUCCUUGGUUUCUUUGGUUAGUGUCAAAGUUGAAUAUCCCCAGGACUAUGCUGGACUUUCAAGAGAGGACCAGAAAGAUUUUAAGCAGAACAGAUAUGCUGUAGCUGAUGUUCUUAUCGACGCAGCUUUAGUUCUGGGAGGUGAUGCAACACUAAGAAUUCUCUACAUGAAGCUUAUUGAGGCUUUUCGUAGUUCUGAACAAAACCAGCACAAUGAUUGGCGUCCUGCAGAGGCUGCUUUGUUUAACAUCCGUGCAAUCUCAGAUUUUGUUUCUCUUUCUGAAGGAGAUGUAAUGCCUCAGAUCAUGUCUUUACUCCCUAAACUUCCUCAUCAACCACAGCUGCUACAGACAGUUUGCUUGACGAUUGGUGCUUACUCAAAAUGGCUUGAUACUGCACCCAGUGGUCUUUCAUUUUUGCCACCACUGAUAGAUAUUCUUGUUGGUGGCAUGAGUAUUUCUGAGGACACUGCAGCUGCUGCUGCUCUGGCUUUUCGCCAUAUCUGUGAUGACUGUAAGAAAAAGCUGUGUGGAUCCUUAGAUGGUCUAUUUCAAAUAUACCAGACGGCAGUGAAUGGAGAAAGUCCCUUCAAAUUUUCUGCUGAAGACUCGUUGCAUAUAGUUGAAGCUCUAAGUAUGGUUAUCACAGAACUUCCCUCGGAACAUGCGAAAAAGGCCCUUGAGGCAUUGUGCUUGCCUGCUGUGGCUCCUUUACAGGAUAUCCUAAAUCAAGGUCCUUUAGUGCUGGGGCAGAAACCCGCACGUGAGCUAACUGUACCUAUAGACCGGCUAGCGAAUAUAUUCAGGCACGUAAAUCAUCCAGAAGCUGUUGCAGAUGCUGUCCAAAGACUUUGGCCAAUUUUCAAAGCAAUCUUUGACGUACGCUCUUGGGACAUGCGGACCAUGGAAUCUCUUUGUCGAGCAUGCAAAAAUGCAGUGAGGACGUCUAGAACUCUUAUGGGCGUUACAGUCGGUGCAAUGCUCGAGGAGAUUCAAGGGUUGUACAGACAGCAUCAGCAGCCAUGUUUUCUCUAUCUCUCAAGUGAAGUUAUAAAGAUAUUUGGGUCGGAUCCAUCUUGUACAGAUUAUUUAAAGGUCCUAAUUGAAUCUCUCUUCAACCACACAACACUUACACUCACCAAGAUUCAGGACUUUACAUCCCGACCUGACCUGGUCGAUGAUUGUUUCUUGUUGGCAUCGAGAUGUAUACGCUACUGUCCUCAGUUAUUUUUCCCGUCUCCUGUGUUUCCUUGUUUGGUGGACUGCUCAAUGAUUGGUAUCACUGUCCAGCAUAGGGAAGCCUCGAAAUCCAUCUUGAAUUUCUUAUCAGAUGUUUUCGACAUUGCAAACACUACCCAAGGAAAGCCUUACAUCUCCAUCCGGGACAACGUGAUCAUUCCCAGAGGCGCAGUGAUCACCAGAAUUCUUGUAGCUGCCCUCACCGGAGCUCUUCCAAGUUCGCGAAUCGAGACGGUGGCAUAUGCAUUGGUAGCUCUUGUCCGAGCCUACGGCGCACAAGCUCUCGACUGGGCAAAGGAAAGUGUGUCCUUAAUCCCGUCAAAUGCUGCAACAGAGGCCGAAAAAUCAAGAUUCUUGCAAGCCUUAUCUAAUGCAAUCUCCGGCACAGCAAUAAAUGGCCUGAUAAUUCCAAUCGAGGAAUUGUCAGGCGUCUGCCGGCGCAAUAGAUCCGUUCAAGAGAUCGUUCAAGGAGCUUUAAGGCCACUCGAAGUCCACCAGGUUAUCCCUCCUGUUUCAUAAAGUUUGGAGUGAUCGAUCCGAGAAGGGCUACCAAUUUUUCCGUCUGCCCUUGUCUUCGAUUCCGAUUCCAACUCCGACUUCGACUCUGUAUAUGGUGUGACUGAGAGUGAUCCUCCUAUCAUUUGGCAUGGCAAUUCAUACAUAGGUUCUUGCCUCUCAGAGAAAAGGGUUGUGUUUAUUCUUGUUUUGUUUUUUCAAGAACUCUAUGUAUCAUCUUUUUUGUUAUUUUAUUUUUUUGAAAGGAUUGGUUUAUUGUUAGAUUAGAUUGUGGAUGGAAUUGGUGAUUUCUUGAGGGGAGAUAUAUAUAUAUAUAUAUGUGAUAUGGUUUUUAUUGA